This is a messenger RNA of Chironomus riparius, 2012 nucleotides long. The record is from the annotation of a GenBank genome assembly. Lineage: Eukaryota; Metazoa; Arthropoda; Insecta; Diptera; Chironomidae.
GAUGAAUUGAUAAAGCUGUCUUAGUGUGGUGUAAGAAAAUCAUAAAUUUUAAACCAUUAAGAACCAAAAGAAUUGUUCUUGGAAAAAAAAUCAGGUACGUGAGGUCCAAAAAACGAACUCUAACGAUGUUAAUCAGCCGAUAUUUAUGACAUAAACAUGAUACGAAAAUUUGGUAGCAUUUUUUGGAGAUUAAUUUUCUUUAAAUUUCCAUAGAAAAUUUCGUCAAUCUUAAUACCUUCAAACAAAUGCCUUAUCAUAGAUUUAUUUUUAGCAUAUCAGAUUAAUGACUUUUAAAAAAAUCAAGAUAAGAUAAAAAAUCAAAAUUAUAUUUCGAAUGUUCUGAUUUGUUUGAUUCAGUCUAUUCGGAAAUUUCAAGUAAUUACAAUGAAAAUCGACGAAAACUUAGCAAAUAUCUCAGAAAUUUUAGAUAGGCGGAGGGGUUUACAAAGGAGCGAAUCAUUUUCGACAGUAACUAGUUCUAAAGCAGAAGCUUUUGUUAAGCAGCAAUAUGAAGAUUUAGCGAAAUUAGCCUCUUUAAGUGAUAGUGUAUUAGCUGUAGACUCAAAAAGUAGUGAAAAAUUACCAAAAAGAGAAGGUGUUCAUGUUGGUGACGUGAUUUAUGUCAAUUAUAUCAUUCCAAAUGAUGCAACAAAUUGUAGCAACUGUACAUUAAAUAAUAGUAAUCAACAGCUUGAACGUGACAAUGUUUCUGACUCAACACACUCAAUUUUUGACACAGAGAGCAAUAGACUUAUAAAGCAUAUCAGCAAUAGGAAAUUUAUGUGGAUUUGUAUUACGUGUAUUGUUAUCGCACUUGUUGUUAUUAUUGGCAGUCUUACAAUAUUUCUUACAUUAAUAAAUCCUUAUAGAGCUAUUAAUGGAUGUAUAGAUUGUGCUGAAAAUGUAGAUGCAACUACUGAGGAUAUUAGUAUAAACACUUUUGACACUACCUUACUACCUAUAUUAUUUCCUGAAUUACUAGUUACUCGUGAAAUGUGGAAUGCUAUUUCACCGAAAUCAUUAAAUAUUUCAAAACUUUUGGGGCCAAUUAAGAGGAUCAUUAUUGGUCAGACAUCAGGAAAUUCUUGCUUUGAAAAGUCUCACUGCACAGAUAUUGUGAAGAAGAUUCAAACAAAAGAUCCUAAUCUAGAUGAUAUUCCAUACAAUUUUCUAAUUGGUGGAGAUGGAUUGAUAUAUGAAGGACGUGGACUCAAUAAUGAAGGUCAACAUUCGAUGAACUUGGAUGGCACAGAUUAUAACAGUAUUGGAAUAUGUAUUGCAUUUAUUGGAGAUUAUCAAGUUAUUGCUCCUGAUUCGUCUCAACUUAAUUUGUUAAAAAUAUUCUUAGAAACAUUCAUUGAUCUUGAGAUUAUAGACCGAGAUUAUAUCAUUGUUUCUCAAGAUGAUUUAGUAUAUAAUACAGUGCAGGCUAAUGUACUCAAUUCAGCAUUAGAGACAUUUAAGAACUAUAGAUCAUUAUACAAAAUUCACAGAAGAAUUGAGUGGAGUGCGCAAAGGUAUAGAGGAACUCCAACAAAGUUUAAUCAAGUUAUUGACUCAGUCCUAAUAGGACAUACAGAAACAACAGAAUGCACAGAUUUGAAAUCGUGCAUUAUUAAAGUAAGGGCUAUGCAGUCUGAUGCAUUUAGUAGGAGUUUUGAUGAUACAUCGUACAACUUCUUUGUCGGAGCUGACGGAUUAGUGUUCGAAGGUAGAGGAUGGGACAAUGUUGGUGCUCAUACAAGGGAAUAUAAUCCAAAAACUAUUGGUAUCGCAGCCAUUGGUAACUUCAAUUCAAUCACACCGAACAAUAAGCUUUCAAAUUCAAUAUUAAGGAUUAUAGAAGAUGCACAAGUGCUAGGAAAAUUAUCAUCAAAUAUUAAAAUUUAUGGUCGAAGUGAUUUUGCUUAUUCAGGACCUGGCAAUGCUUUUAUGAAUGUCAUUAAAGAAUGGUGUCAAUAUGGAAACAGAACAAUGCCAUGCUGACUCGAAAUAAAAAAAUAUUCAUACUU